Messenger RNA from Lampris incognitus (smalleye Pacific opah), 2861 nucleotides. It is a transcript of the gene tktb, whose product is annotated as transketolase b. The transcript is spliced from 14 exons. Gene Ontology annotation, molecular function: thiamine pyrophosphate binding; transketolase activity. Lineage: Eukaryota; Metazoa; Chordata; Actinopteri; Lampriformes; Lampridae. Bases 112 to 1992 code for a protein of 626 amino acids. The record is from RefSeq and is a predicted model, not a curated record.
GGUGCAGCAGCGGCCAUCACUUACUCGAGCAGCAGUUCGCCCCGGCGGUACAAGCCCCUCCUGCCUUACAGUUCACCUCUCCCGUCUCUCUCAGGGCCCCCGAAGAGCAACAUGGCGAGCUACCACAAGCCGGACGAGAAAGCCCUGCAGGGGCUGAAAGACGUCGCCAACAAGCUCCGGAUCCACUCCAUCAAAGAGACGUGCGCGUCAAACUCCGGACAUCCGACCUCAUGCUGCAGUGCAGCAGAGCUCAUGUCUGUGCUGUUCUUCCACACCAUGCGUUACAAAGCUGACGACCCUCGCAACCAAUGUAACGACCGCUUCAUCUUGUCAAAGGGUCACGCUGCACCCGUCCUGUACGCUGCCUGGGUGGAGGCCGGCUACGUAAAGGAGUCUGAGCUACUCAACCUGCGCAAGAUUGACUGUGACCUGGAGGGACAUCCCACACCUAAACUGGCUUUUGUCGAUGUAGCAACGGGGUCUUUGGGACAGGGUCUUGGUGCUGCUUGUGGGAUGGCCUACACCGGUAAAAACUUUGACAAAUCCAGCUACCGUGUGUACUGCCUGUUGGGUGACGGGGAAUGUUCAGAGGGUUCGGUGUGGGAGGCCAUGGCCUUUGCUUCCUACUACCAUUUGGACAACCUGGUGGCCAUCAUGGAUGUGAACCGGCUGGGCCAGAGCGAGCCCGCCCCCCUGCAGCACGACAUGGAAACCUACCGCAAGCGCUGCGAAGCUUUCGGGUGGAACACGUACGUUGUGGACGGCCAUGACAUCGAGGAGCUGUGCAAAGCUUUCUGGCAGGCUCAGCAGGUCAAGGGCAAGCCUACCUGCAUCGUUGCAAAGACCUUCAAGGGGAAAGGACUCAAAAACAUCGAGGACUGUGAAAACUGGCACGGCAAGCCCAUUCCUAAGGACCGUGUGGAUGACCUCCUGAAUGACCUUCAGUCUCAGAUCCAGGUUCCCAAUAAGAUGCUUAUUCCCGAGUUGCCCAACGAGGACACGCCGGCUGCGGACCUCAGCCCCAUCUCCCUGCCUGCACCCCCAGCUUACAACAAAGGAGACAAGAUGUCGACGAGGCGUGCGUACGGUGUGGCUCUUGCUAAACUGGGCCAGGCUAGCCCGAGGGUGGUGGCCCUGGAUGGAGACACCAAGAACUCCACCUUCUCUGAGACCUUCAAGAAGGCCUUCCCCGACCGCUACAUCGAGUGUUUCAUCGCUGAACAGAACAUGGUGGGUGUUGCUAUUGGCUGUGCCACCCGUGACCGCACAGUUGCAUUUGCCAGUACCUUUGCAGCCUUCUUUUCAAGAGCCUACGACCAGAUCCGCAUGGGGGCCAUCUCCCAGUCCAACGUCAACCUGGUAGGCUCCCACUGUGGCGUCUCCAUCGGCGAGGACGGCCCCUCUCAGAUGGCCCUGGAGGACCUGGCCAUGUUCCGCGCGAUCCCAACAUGCACCCUCUUCUACCCAAGCGACGCAGUGUCCACAGAGAGGGCGGUGGAGCUGGCGGCCAACACCAAGGGAAUCUGUUUCAUCCGUACCAGCAGACCAGACACCAAGGUCAUUUACUCCCCAGAUGAGAAGUUUGAAGUGGGCACAGCUAAGGUCGUCCGUCAGUCCGACAGUGACGAGGUGACGGUGAUCGGUGCGGGCGUGACUCUGCAUGAGGCCCUCACUGCUGCAGACACCCUGGCCAAGGAGGGAAAGAACAUACGCGUGAUCGACCCGUUCACCAUCAAGCCCCUGGAUGCCGCCACCAUCCUGGCCAGUGCCCGAGCCACCGGAGGAAGGAUCAUCACUGUGGAGGAUCAUUACAAAGAGGGUGGUCUUGGCGAGGCGGUUCUGGCGGCAGUCGGCGAGGAGCCCGGCAUCAUGGUGACCCGGCUGGCAGUGUCUGGCGUCCCCCGCAGUGGGAAACCCCAGGAGCUGCUGGACAUGUACGGCAUCAGCGCCAAGUUCAUCGUGAAGGCAGUGCAUCAGACCUUCGCCAAUUAGAAGGAAAUGUGGCCGCUCACCGCCCAGUCUCACUUCUCCUCAUCUUUCUCCGCAACUCUCUGUGCUCAGCUGUUCUGGCUCUGACCCCCGCAGAACUGUUAAAUGUUUUAGGCUUUAGUGCCACCUUGUGGCUGUAACUCUGACUGCAGUGUGUUCUGACUGAAGCGAUACAAGCCAACUUGCAGAGAGAAACGGGACAGGAGUGAUGGUGUCUAAAUCUUAUUUCAUAGAGCCAACACCCCCCCCCCCCACGUCUGUAAACCUGAAAACCCCCUACACGGGCUGUGUAGUUGGAUAGUUCGCUUCCCUGACCUCCCUGUUUGUAACCCAUGUUGUGUUGGACUGUUUUUGCCAGCAGCUCGUAUGCCUCGCAAAAUACUGUAACGUAAAGGGGUCUGGUUUGAAACCCGUACUGCCUCGCUAAGCAGUCCACCUCGCUCCUCUUCCGAUCCGCUAUGGACACCGUCUGUGUUUCCGUCAUUCCAUCUGCUGUGUCCUCACCAUGUCUGUGUCUCUUUAACAUGCGGCGUCAUCGCUCAACCGGCAUCGACGCCGGUCAGCUCCUCACACUGGCUUCUCCGCCACGGUCUUAACUGCGGUGGCGACUCUCGUUUUGUUGUGUGUGUGUGUGAUGUUUUGAGUCGUGGCAUUUUGUGUAACACCAGCGUUUUAGGAAGAGAGCCGUUUGUUUUUGACUGUCUGUAAUAACAUGAUUAACCAGCCGAACGAUGGCGCUGCGCCGCCGGUCUUCGGUUCCGAUGUCGGACCACACGAGCGUCACGGGGCCGCUGCUGCUGCUGUUGAGGCUUCCAAGCUCACCUGCGUCUUGUUUCCGUUGCUGUGAUAAAAUAAAAGUUGACCCAGCGUGA